This is a messenger RNA of Penicillium diatomitis, 813 nucleotides long. RefSeq lists its product as uncharacterized. Bases 1 to 813 code for a protein of 270 amino acids. The transcript has 2 exons. The record is from RefSeq and is a predicted model, not a curated record. NCBI's taxonomy places the organism in Eukaryota, Fungi, Ascomycota, Eurotiomycetes, Eurotiales, Aspergillaceae. Gene Ontology annotation, molecular function: chitin binding.
AUGCUAUCAGUCCAGAUACUUCUCGCUGGUCUAGCCCUCGCAUCGGCAACUCCCACAGGGCUGAAUGCUCUUGUUCCUCGAUCCUUGAUAUCUACCAACGGUAUCUGCGGAGCCUUCAACGGUACUGCCACUUGUGCCGGUAGUGCUUUCGGCAACUGCUGUUCCCAGUUUGGCUGGUGCGGUAGCAGCACUGCUUACUGCGGCAGUGGCUGUCAGUCCAACUACGGGACUUGUGGAGUUUCAACCACACUUGCCUGGAAGAGUGUGGGCUGUUACUCUGAUAGCACCUCAGCGCGCGCACUGAAUACUUCCGUCCUCAACCCGGGCGGCACCGUCGAGACAUGCCAGUCUACCUGCGAGGCUCAGGGCUUCACCUAUUCCGGUAUGGAGUACGGUGCCCAGUGCUUCUGCGGAACCGCCAUCUUGAACAAUGCCGCUGUAAUUGAUCCGUCCAAUUGCAACAUUGCCUGCCCUCAGAAUGCCGCCGAAGUAUGCGGUGGAUCGAACGCCAUCAGCAUGUACGCGGCCGUGCCUGUUUGGCAAAGCGUCGGCUGUUACUCUGAUACCACUCUCAAACGCACUCUUGCUCAAUCCUUCAACAUUGCGGGAAACACAGUCGAGAAGUGCCAGGCAAUUUGCCAGCAGAACGGCUAUAUCUACGCAGGUAUGGAGUAUGGUACGCAGUGCUUCUGUGGAAACAGCAUUGACAAUGGGGCUUCCCUGACUUCUGCCUGUGGAACUGCCUGUCCCGGAAACUCGGCUGAGAUCUGUGGAGGCGCAAAUGCGUUGAGCAUGUAUUAUCUGUUUCAGUGA